UCCUCUCUCUGAAGAUAGAGAUAGAAAAGAGAAGAAAUAGAUUAAGAGAGAGAGAAACUUUGUAAAGUUGUUCAGACAAGGAAAAGAAAGAGAGAGCCGAACACAGAAGGAAGAAAGAAACCAAGAAAAGAAAACCCUAACCCUAAAAAUGGUUUCCUUCUUAUUCUUCUGUUAAAUCCUGUGCUAGAUCUUCAAAAUCAAAUCUCUGAUGAAACCAGUUUAUUUCUUCUCAUCUUUCAUUCCAUUUUGAUGAAUUUUUCUGCCUACUCUGUAGAUCAUUGAUUUUGUGUUCAGAGGAAAGAGGAAUUAGGGGGUUUAUUGAGUUCAGAUCUUUUCUCGUCAUGUUUUGUAUGAGAUAAGAAUAGUAUUACUAAUAGUGUGAAGCCAUUAGAAGUUGCACAGUCAGGGAUAUUGUGUUGUUGUUGUUGUUGUUGUUUUUAGAUCUUCUGUUUUUGUGCGGUUAGUUCUCUGUUUGUUUUUCUUUUUAGAGUUUUCUUGUUUAUCUUUAAGAUCUUUGCGCUGGAUCGGUUAGGGAUACCGGGAACUAUGUCUUCCUUAAGCAGGGAACUGGUAUUUUUAAUUUUACAGUUCUUAGAUGAGGAGAAGUUUAAAGAAACAGUUCACAAGUUAGAACAGGAAUCAGGGUUUUACUUUAACAUGAAACAUUUUGAAGAUCAAGUUCAAGCUGGUGAAUGGGAUGAAGUUGAACGUUAUUUGUGUGGAUUUACAAAGGUUGAAGAUAAUAGAUACUCAAUGAAGAUUUUCUUUGAGAUAAGGAAACAAAAGUACUUGGAGGCACUUGAUGCUCAAGACAGGGCAAAAGCUGUCGAGAUUCUUGUUAAGGAUCUUAAGGUUUUUGCUUCUUUUAACGAAGAGCUCUUUAAAGAGAUUACUCAAUUGCUUACACUUGAAAACUUUAGGCAGAAUGAGCAGCUUUCCAAGUAUGGGGACACUAAAUCAGCCCGUAACAUAAUGCUAAUGGAACUUAAAAAACUUAUUGAAGCAAAUCCUUUGUUCCGUGACAAGCUUACAUUCCCGCCCUUCAAAAACUCACGACUUCGGACCUUAAUAAACCAGAGUCUCAAUUGGCAGCAUCAACUCUGUAAAAACCCUCGUCCGAAUCCUGACAUCAAAACACUCUUCACCGAUCAUACUUGUGCUCCUAAUAAUGGAGCUCGUGCUCCUCCUCCUACAAACAGCCCUCUCGUGGGACCCAUUCCUAAAGCUGGGGCAUUUCCUCCUAUUGGUGCGCAUGGUCCAUUCCAGCCUGUUGUAUCUCCAUCUGCAAAUGCUAUUGCAGGGUGGAUGAGUACUAGCCCUUCAUUACCACACGGGGCAGUGCCGACAGGCCCCCCUGGUCUUGUACAGCCUCCUAAUGCAGUUCCAUUCUUAAAGCCGCAUCCUAGGACACCUACAAGUGCUCCAGGUAUGGAUUAUCAGUCGGCUGAUUCUGACCACUUAAUGAAGCGUAUGCGUACUGGGCCGUCUGAGGAGGUGUCAUUUUCUAGUGUGGGACAUCCCUCCAAUAUGUACUCGCAAGACGACCUUCCUAAAGUUGUUGUGAGGAGCUUGAGCCAAGGUUCUAAUGUCAUGAGCAUGGAUUUUCACCCACAGCAACAAACUAUUCUCUUAGUUGGGACAAAUGUUGGUGACGUUGCCAUAUGGGAAGUUGGAUCUCGGGAGAGACUAGCAUAUAAGACUUUCAAAGUGUGGGAUAUUUCAGCAUGUACCAUGCCGUUGCAGUCAGCGUUAAUGAAAGACGCAACAAUUUGUGUGAAUAGGUGUGUUUGGGGUCCAGAUGGAUCCAUACUAGGUGUUGCAUUCUCAAAACAUAUUGUGCAGACAUAUGCUUACAAUCCAUCUGGAGAACUGAGACACCACUUGGAGAUCGACGCGCAUGUUGGUGGUGUAAAUGAUAUUGCAUUUGCUCACCCGAAUAAGCAAGUUUGUAUUGUCACUUGCGGUGAUGACAAGACUAUCAAGGUCUGGGACGCUGUUGCUGGACGUAGGCUGUACAUAUUUGAAGGGCAUGAAGCUCCUGUGUAUUCAGUCUGCCCCCAUUAUAAAGAGAAUAUUCAGUUUAUUUUCUCCACUGCCAUUGAUGGGAAAAUCAAAGCAUGGCUCUACGAUUGCUUGGGAUCUAGAGUGGAUUAUGAUGCCCCUGGACUUUGGUGCACCACAAUGUCAUAUAGUGCUGAUGGAACCAGGCUCUUCUCUUGUGGUACUAGCAAAGAGGGUGACUCACACUUGGUUGAGUGGAAUGAGAGUGAAGGUGCUAUCAAAAGGACAUAUUCGGGCUUCAGGAAGCGUUCAUUAGGUGUUGUUCAGUUUGACACAACAAAGAACCGUUUCUUAGCUGCUGGUGAUGAAUUUCAAAUCAAGUUUUGGGACAUGGAUAAUAACAACAUACUUGCCACUACUGAAGCUGAUGGUGGAUUGCCUGCAAGCCCUAAGCUGAGAUUCAACAAGGAAGGGUCACUGUUGGCAGUAACUACAAGUGAUAAUGGAGUCAAGAUUUUAGCCAACGCCGAUGGUCAACGCCUGAUAAGAAUGCUCGAGAGCAGGACCUUUGAGGGGUCUCGAGGCCCAUCUGAUGCCAUGAACACGAAGCCUUCAAUUGUCAAUGCACUUGGUCCAGUAGCAAAUGUUUCCGCGUCUCAACCACCAACAAUAGAACGUUCUGAUAGACUUUCCCCUGCCGUAUCCAUUGGUGGCCUUGCUCCUAUGGACAACAAUAGGACCCCGCCAGAUGUUAAACCCAGAAUAUCAGAAGACGUUGAGAAGGUUAAAACCUGGAAACUGCCAGAUAUUGUUGACGCGGCACAACUAAGAGCUGCACGGUUACCUGACCCUUUAACGGCUGGCAAGGUUGUACGCUUGAUAUACACAAAUUCUGGAGGUGCAGUGUUGGCUCUUUCAUCUAAUGCAGUCCAUAAACUUUGGAAAUGGCAGCGCACAGAACGUAAUCCAUCUGCAAAGUCUACGUCAUCUGUAGCUCCCGUGUUGUGGCAACCUGGCAAUGGUACUGUCAUGACAAAUGACAUUAGUGAAACCAGCCCACCUGAGGAACCAGCGGCAUGCAUUGCUUUAUCUAAGAACGAUUCAUAUGUCAUGUCGGCGUCUGGUGGAAAGGUCUCUUUAUUCAACAUGAUGACCUUCAAGGUUAUGACAACUUUCAUGCCCCCACCUCCGGCUGCAACAUUCUUGGCGUUCCACCCUCAGGACAAUAACAUCAUCGCCAUAGGGAUGGAGGACUCUACUAUUCAAAUAUACAACGUUCGUGUUGACGAGGUUAAAACAAAACUAAAGGGGCAUCAGAAAAGAAUCACAGGCCUUGCGUUCUCUCAGUCUUUGAAUGUAUUGGUGUCUUCGGGAGCUGAUGCACAGCUGUGUGUAUGGAGUAUUGAUGGAUGGGAGAAGAGGAAAGCAAGAUUCAUACAAGCACCAUCAGGGAGAUCAGGUCCAUUGGUUGGGGAAACGAGAGUCCAAUUCCAUAAUGAUCAAACUCACCUUUUAGUAGUUCAUGAGAGCCAAAUUUCUGUCUAUGAUAGCAAGCUUGAAUGUUUGCGCUCGUGGUCUCCAAGAGAAGCUCUCUCUGCACCCAUAUCAAGUGCUAUAUAUUCAUGUGAUGGCCUGCUUGUGUACGUUGGAUUUUGUGAUGGUGCUGUAGGAGUCUUCGAUGCUGACAGCUUGAGACUCAGGUGCCGAAUAGCAUCCUCUGCAUACUUGCCUCCAUCCAGUGCCAGUGCUGUCUAUCCAUCAGUAAUAGCAUCACACCCAUCUGAACCAAACCAGAUUGCACUUGGCAUGAGCGAUGGAGCUGUUCAUGUAGUUGAGCCGUCUGAUGCAGAACCAAAGUGGGGUGUUGGACCACCUCAAGAGAAUGGAUCAAUGCCUUCUACAAAUCCUUCUUUAAGUAAUCAACAGCCAUCAGAGGCACCUUCCAGAUGACGAUGAUGGGGCGAUUUAGCAUCAGCAGAGCGCAAAAAUAGAAGGUUUUAGUAAGAAAGAAGAUCAAAGACCCCUGGGGUUUUGGGGGUUUGGUCUUUAAUGUCCAGCAGCACUGUCCUGUUUUUCUUCUUUUCUUUUCUUAUAAAUUUUUGUAGUCUCAUCUAUGUCCCCUUUGAAGACAGAUUUUGCAUAUUAAUCUCAAUGUAAAGUGUUUCUUCUGGGAUGGAAGUGGAAGGGGAAAUAUAUAGAUAUAUAUAUAAAUAUUUUAUAUUUUAUUAGGUGGGCACAAAGGUUUUGUAUAUCAAUGUGGGCCUACAAUGGGGAGAUGGUGAUGGACAUAAGGAUACAAUGGUCAAACAGCAUAUUUU
Papaver somniferum (opium poppy) is the source of this 4319-nucleotide messenger RNA. Its product is annotated as protein TPR2-like. The record is from RefSeq and is a predicted model, not a curated record. The transcript is spliced from 24 exons. Gene Ontology annotation, biological process: regulation of DNA-templated transcription. NCBI's taxonomy places the organism in Eukaryota, Viridiplantae, Streptophyta, Magnoliopsida, Ranunculales, Papaveraceae. Gene Ontology annotation, molecular function: protein binding. The coding region runs from base 547 to 3951 and encodes 1134 amino acids.